AUGAUGGCCUCGAGUUAGGCGGCGCGGGCCUAGGUCGAGGCGUCUCCCCGUUACGCUCGUUCGUAGGCCUGCAUCGUGGCCGUGCCCAGCCUAGGUCGAGGCAGAUAAACAACAGACCGGCGCUGCUGAGUGACUUUGACCGCACCCGCUCUGCAGGCUCUCUCCCUCCUUUCCUUCACAAGCUCGCGAACUCGCACUCCCCUGCACCCAACCCCCCUCAACAACAACUUUUACAAACAGUCAGUCCCACGCAUCAGUUCUCACUCAAAAAGCCAUCGACUGACCUCAUAAUCUCCUGCAGUGUCUGGACGUGGAAAGGGCGGAAAGGGACUCGGAAAGGGUGGAGCCAAGCGUCACCGCAAGAUCGUACGUUCCAUCUCAUGUAUCAGCCUGCACGUAAUGGAACACCGUGCUGACUGCCCACCGUCCAUCUACAGUUACGUGACAACAUCCAGGGUAUCACCAAGCCGGCCAUCCGCCGUCUCGCACGUCGUGGUGGUGUGAAGCGUAUCUCCGGUCUGAUCUACGAAGAGACGCGAGGUGUGCUCAAGAUCUUCCUCGAGAACGUGAUCCGUGAUUCGGUCACCUACACCGAGCACGCCAAGCGCAAGACGGUCACCUCGCUCGAUGUCGUCUACGCCCUCAAGCGAUCCGGCCGAACGCUCUACGGUUUCGGUGUCUAA
Microbotryum saponariae is the source of this 683-nucleotide messenger RNA. Lineage: Eukaryota; Fungi; Basidiomycota; Microbotryomycetes; Microbotryales; Microbotryaceae. The record is from the annotation of a GenBank genome assembly.